GUAAAUAAUUCAUGUCUGCCACGUUUAAGUUAGAAACCAUAUGGUUGUCACGGACGCCAAAGUCUCACCUGUUUGCUUUUCAGACGAAACUAUUGAAAUGAGUUGCCUGGAUAACCUAGACUUAUAUCGCCAUUUUGGACAUGAAUGACAUUUUAUGCGGUUUAUAUAUAGACGAAUUAUCUCGAAAGAUAACGAUCUUAUAAUUUCUUUAAAAAUGUUAAAGUUUAAUCUUUUCUAUCCAUUCUAUCAGUAACUAACCCCCUUCAGCCCGUGUAGAUGGUUUCGCCCUUGUUGCCUUUAGGGCUCGUAGAAAUGACUUGCUUGAGUUGCAGCAGCAGAAGAAACGCGAGAAACUGUUGAGUUCGUGCGUUAGAGACCACGUCAAGCGUAACACGUUAAUGAAAUCAGACUAUAUAAUAAGCAUGCUUUUUCUGUCCUUUUGUGGAUAUAUUCUCAGAAUUUUGUCAAGUUGUUUUUUUUUUCCUGACUACUAAGGGCUCAGCAGUAAUUUGAGAAGUCGCACAGUGGCUCCCCUGCAGGCCAUUGGGAUACUGCAGCAUUGUGGACCACAACACUGAACGGACAUGCCUCACGUGACUCAAAAUAUAAGGAGCUGAGGGUAAUUGGGAGCUAAAGACUUCACAAGACUUCCUCAAAUCCAUUCUAUGGAGGUCAAAGGUCGCCUCAUCACUGCCAUGGGCUUAGGGGCUCCAGAUGUCCAGGGCUGUCAGGACAGCAAGCUGCAAGUGGAGCGGAUCUCAGAACUGCAGGAGCGAAAGCAGAGUCUGCAGAGCCUUUUGAACAGCCGUCUCGGAGAACUGCGACAAGUGUGUCUUCUGGAGGCGGAGCUCACUGGGAAGCUGCCACAGGAUUUUCCUUUAGAAGAAGGGGAAAGACCUCCCUUUGUUCAGCGCCGAGCUGGUCUGGCCCCUCACAUUACCUCAAAAGGAGAGGAUGACGCAGGUCAGCGACGACAGAUGAAGGCUCUCUUCAGUGGUGCCCUGCGCCGGAGCAUCGAUUCUGAUAAAAAUGCAUUGCAUAGUAAGAGGACUGUUCAUCGGGGAUGCCACACAGAGGAAACUGUGAAGUCAGAGAGCAGUUCAAUGUCAGACUCAACAUCACAUGACAAUGGCUGUAGCUUUGAUACACAACUCUGUCACCUGUGGUUCACAGAGGAUUCGUCUCCCAGUGUGGCACCUGAGCAUCGCUCCUUGUCUCACCCCCGGCUGGCCCCAGGCAGUCCUGACAGUAGGCUCUGCAGAAAGCUGUCACCUGUGGAGAUCUACUAUGAGAUGAGGACUCGCCGCAACUCUGCCUCAAGCUCUGUGAGCCCGAGUCACUCACUCCCAAGAAGUGCAUCCAAUGUGGAGGGCAGAAGUGUUCCAGCCACACCGCUGUUGUCCCGUACUGCACCAAUGAGCGUCCACAUGAGGCCGGAGAUGUCUUUUGGUAUUGCACUAAAGCAGUGGUACGGUAGUCCAGAUGUUCCUCAGUUUGUCCCGUUGGCAUCUUUAGAGGGCUCCUCUUCUGAGCGCCGCAGCUGCCCGUAUGGUUCCCGCGCCCGUCGUAGCAACAGCUCUGAGGCGCUACUCGACCGCUCGAGUCUCCCUGAGCCCGGCCCUUCCCGCAACGGCAUGCCACCCCGAGCUGGACCAUACAAGAGCUCCGAGUCCCUCACAGAUGGGAAGCUCCGUCAGAUCUAUCAAGGCAGCCCAGACAGACAGAUGAUGGGAUUUAAAGACCAGGGUCGAAUGCGCUCCUCUCUGGGCGGCCAAAGCAGUGGCAUGGGUUACAAUGAGAUUUUGAUGGACUACAUUUGGGGCAAACAGCAAAAGGGGCCCAUCCAGGCUCAACAGAACCAGUCAGCAGGACGAAUCUGGCCAGACUUCUCCACUCCUCCAUCGGGCACCCCUCCACACUACAAUGGUUUCUCUCAUUCGCAGUUACAUCUGGCGGCGGCUCCACCUUUUUACAGCCCCAUGCUGCUGCGGGGUCAAGAGGCUGAACCCCGUCGGGUAAAAGUGACACGCACAAAGUCCUGUGGACCCUUCAUCCCUUUACAGCAGCACUCACAGGAUGCCGUGUUGUUCUCUGCGUAUGACCUAUCACAUCCCUCUGCUGGAUCCACAGCUUCUUCUAUUCCUAACCUGCUCCCUCACCACACAGAGCUGUCCACUGCUGCAGCGCUCGGCCGCAGACCACCUCAGUUCUCUCUGCCCACUCCUGAGGACUCCACCCGCAGUCUGCACAAGGCUCUGGCUCUGGAAGGACUCCGGGACUGGUAUCUGAGGAACGCCUUAGGUUAUUCCACUAUGGCCAAAGGUCACGAUGGACUCACCAUGCGCCAUUCACAUACUCACCACCUGGUGCACCAGCCUCAGUCCGUUACAGGCGACCCACUGUACUCUGUGCACCGUCAAAUACCUCAGUCAGCUUCAUUUCAUGGGCAUCCCUUGCAUGCCAGGUCUGUGGAGCUCUCUCUCUACUCGGAGCCUUUUCCCACCGAGGGGGGCGCUCCGAAAGAGUCGGGCUCUGAGCCUCCUUCACCUGGAACACUUGUCUGACUGGCAGCCAACACACCCCACAGCCUCCAGUGCAACCCGUUACAAUAUCUGAUGCAAAAUGACACCAUGUUUUAGGCAUGCACCAGUCCAAUACUGUGCUCAAAAUUAAGGGGGAAAAACCAUUAAAACAAUGCUAUUAUACAAUAAUUCUUUGUAGCAUAAAUGCUGGCACACAAACAAUGACAGCAGGACAAAAUUGAAUUUGAUUGGAGAUAGGUAUAUAAUUACAGCAUUAUUUAAAAGUACAAUUAUUAAACUGUAUUUAAAAAUGAUAUUGGUGCAUCCCUUUAUUGUUGAGCAAAUAAGGAGGCAUCUGUAACAGCUCAGAACAGAAAUCGAGGAGCUUUUUUCCCUCCUUCAUUCUCUGUUUAUGUAUUAUUGGGAUGUUAUUGUAAUGUAUUUACAUUUUCAAAACAAAAUAUAAAGGUAAUCAUAUCAUCUCAACUUCAUCCUGAGAUAUAUAGAUAUAUAUAUAUUUUCAGAGAAUGAAAUAUAUUAUAAGAUGUAGGUAUUCUAAAUGACUAUUUUGUAACCAAUAUGUUUCAGGUUAACAGUCAUUUAAUUAUAUACAGAGUUUAAUGAACUCGUGCGUUUUAAUGUACUAUAACAGCAGUGAAUGUGUUGCAUACCUGUUUGUUUAUAUCUGUAUAUCUAAAUAUAUAUAUGUAGCUAUGAAGAGUAUGCUAUAAAGCAUUUCAUAUAGAGGCCCUUGAAGUGAAGUUGAGCUUUCACUUAGACUAGAGGGUUUAUGUUCUCUGACGUCUUAGACAUGCAAACAACUUAUGCCUGAACUAAGAAAUGAACUGUAAAGCUCUAAUAAAGCUAUUUAUAAUGUUUAGCCCACAGUCACAGCCCACAAUCCACAAAUUCAAAGGACUGUUGACCUAAAAUAUUGAGAUCUUGAACUCUAAAAUAGUCUUGAGGCCUCUUCACACCAAGUCAAAAAAGUUGCAUGAGAAGAAUGGUGCAUUCAAAAUGAAAAAAAAAAAAUGCAUUCCUAAAAAAUAUAUUCUUAUGAUGUGAUUAUUCGCUUUUUUUAUUAUUUAGUAAAAAAAAUAUUUUUUGUUGUUGUUGUUUUUUAAGAUGCCUAAUAGUUUGAGUUUACCAGUUUGAUAAAAAUUGGCAUCAGAUUCUAAGCAAAUAGUUUUGGUGCGAGAUUAUUUGCAAAUAUUUUAUACUUUCAUGUUUGGUCGCAUCCGUCUUGGUAACCCCUUUAAUAGAUAUUCUUGAAUAUUUGACAAAUCUUAAGUGAUCAUCUACUGUAGUUUACAUGUUGAGCAGUGGCAUAAGCUGGACUUAUGUUACCACUCUUUAGGAACAAAAUACCUUAUAAUUGUCUUAACCAGUCAGUAUGUUAUCCUUCUGUUUACCAAUUAGUUUUUUCAAAUUUUGUUACAGUUCGUGACUUGAUGUUUUUUUUUUCUUUGAACUUUCUUCUUCCUGAAAUACAGUAUAAUUAAUUCUGGCAAAAAAAUACCAGAAUAUUGUGAUUAUCCUCGAAAUCAGUACAAUUUGCUGGGCACUGUAUUAAAAGACUAUAGGUUUUUUCUGCCCAUGUUAAGCCUACAGAUUAUUGCUUAAACUGCAGAACAUAGGACCUAUGAUGGUUUUAGUUUCAAAUUAUGGUUUAUUUAAUAAGCAACUUGGUUAAUUAGACUUGAACAAUUCAUGUGUAGUUGCUUCUCCUCAUCUUGCGGGUUUGUGAGGUGCCUCCCGCUGGUAUCUGAAAGUCAUGACCUAACAGCUGUGCAUUGCUAGUCUCUUUUAGUGUAUUUUGGUGACAUAAAUGUCUGUACUGUAAUAAAUGAUAAAUAAUGAAAAAUACCUAUAUGUAGCAACUUGAAUAAACAAUAUAUAUUGUA
Molecule: messenger RNA, 4426 nt
Organism: Carassius auratus (goldfish)
Lineage: Eukaryota; Metazoa; Chordata; Actinopteri; Cypriniformes; Cyprinidae
Product: coiled-coil domain-containing protein 120
Exons: 11
Coding region: 666-2564 (632 amino acids)
Source: RefSeq, a predicted model, not a curated record